AUGAACAGGAGCAAUUGUCAUUCAUUAAAAACACAGCAGAAUGUCCUACUUCUUCGAAGACCCUUGCCGCCAAAGCUCAAGUUGCCUUUAUCUAAGAAGAAUGUUCAAAUAGCUGCUGCUAGUGAAUCUGAGAAGUCCCAUGUACAAUUCUCUGAGGAUGAAAGCGAAUCAGUAAAAAUCAACGAAGGUGUUUGUCAAUUACAAAGACCUGUCAGUAUUCACAGCAUCUCUCUUGAUCAUGACUAUAAGGCAUAUGAAAAGGUGGUUAACAUCUUACCACAUGCACGCCACGCUCACAUGCACUCCAUCGUCCAUUGGAAGAUUCCACAUAGUGUUUUUGGUUCCAUGUUUAUUCCAAGUUGUCUGUCAGCAUCUUCUCGAGUGUUUAGGAAAAACCUACGCCAAAUGAGAAGAGCCAGAAAGUUACAGAAGAAGAAGAAAAAGAAAGACAAAAGAGAUUCAUUUUUCACGACUAAGCCAUUUUACAACAUUUUAAUUCUCUCCAACCAGUUUGUGAAAGCUUUCCCCACUUCUUACUCUAGGUUUCUAACUUCUAGAUUUACUAUACCAACUGCUGAGUCUCAUCCUGUAUCGAAGACUCCAGACUUUAUUCAAGAACUCCCUCUCCUGGGAGAUGUAAGCGAACCACCAUUCAGCCCAAUACCUAGUACUUUAUCUGUAACACCAGAGCCACAGUGGUCUGAACGACCACGACAUCCCCACAUGGCACUAAAUAAAGUGAUUCUGAACAUUAAUAGUCUCCCUGCAAUUCAUACUCUGCCAAGGCCUGUUUCACCAAGAAGACCUCAAAGACAGAUUGCAAUAGCUUUAAUUAGAACUAUGAGAAAAGUGGCCCCAGGUGCCUAUGUUUUUCGAGGGGAAGGUUUUAAGACUAUUGCAGCAACUCGCUAUGAAACAUUAGUGUCGAUGUCCGCCCUCGCCAUAAUAAAUUGCCAAAUAUAUGGAAGAAAUGCACUUAAUCUUAAGGGAUUCUUUCUUCUGCAGUGUCCAGACUUAAAACCUAUAGCUUUUCAAUUGGUAUACCUUAAUUUAUCAUUUAAUGACCUCAAUAAGUUUCCUAUGGAAAUAUUGUGUCUUCAAAAUCUACAAAUACUGAAACUGAGAAAUAACCCUAUCAGACAAAUUCCUAAUGAAAUCCAUAGAUUGAGGUACCUCAGGAUUUUCACCAUUGCCUUUAAUCUCAUCAGAGACCUUCCUAUUGG
Molecule: messenger RNA, 1223 nt
Organism: Cricetulus griseus (Chinese hamster)
Lineage: Eukaryota; Metazoa; Chordata; Mammalia; Rodentia; Cricetidae
Source: RefSeq, a predicted model, not a curated record